CUAGAUAACAUAUAGUUUCUUUCUGCAUCACUUGGAUUUUGACAGAAUGAGAAUGCUGGCAUUUUUCCUUGUUUGUGCAAUAACUCGCCAGUAUGGAACAUGGGGAACUCCAACGCGUGGAUUUGGGUGGACAGAUAUCCCAGGACAAACACCUGCUAAGGUGCAAGUGGGGCACUCUGUGGUGAGGAGAAGCGAGAUUGUCAGUCCGAAUUUACCUGACGAUGCGAACCUUUGUUACCUUUUGAAAGAUGAAGACCAGCAACAAAUGAUCUGCAAACAUCGUUUAACUCGGACCAGCAAAUUCAACGUCAACCCGUUUGGGCUCCGAUUUGGAAAGCGCGACAAAUUUGACCCAUCCAAGGCCAGCCUCAUAAGAUCCAGGACAAGCAAACUGUUGCCUAUUCUACUCUACCUCCGAGAACUAGAAGUUCCUGCCUAAAUUGACACGCAUUUUCUCUUCCCAAGAAGGAACCAAUAUUUAAACAACGGAGACUGUCAAUUUCUUAAUGUUGUAGCAGUUAUAGCAGCGUCGUUAUAGCGCGUCACUCAUGAGGUAAAGAAUGUGUGUGUCAUAUUGUCUACUUGUAAGUUGGGUUUGGGA
Oncorhynchus mykiss (rainbow trout) is the source of this 601-nucleotide messenger RNA. It is a transcript of the gene kiss2, whose product is annotated as kisspeptin 2. NCBI's taxonomy places the organism in Eukaryota, Metazoa, Chordata, Actinopteri, Salmoniformes, Salmonidae. The record is from RefSeq and is marked provisional.